Molecule: messenger RNA, 463 nt
Organism: Electrophorus electricus (electric eel)
Lineage: Eukaryota; Metazoa; Chordata; Actinopteri; Gymnotiformes; Gymnotidae
Gene: cox7a1
Product: cytochrome c oxidase subunit 7A1
Biological process (GO): mitochondrial respirasome assembly; regulation of oxidative phosphorylation; mitochondrial electron transport, cytochrome c to oxygen
Cellular component (GO): respiratory chain complex IV
Source: RefSeq, a predicted model, not a curated record
CACUUGUUCAGAAUUGCUGGGCUAUGUAUGUGUGUCCUUGUAUGGGCCCUGGCUGGACAAGCAGCAGAAGACUUUGCAGAGACCAGCACUGGACAUGAGACACUUAUUGAGCCUUCAUCGGGUGGCCACCCAGGCCUUCAGCACUACGGCCAGACAGCUGCGGAACAAGGUUCCAGACAAGCAGAUGAUUUUCCAGGCAGACAAUGGCCUGCCGGUCCAUAUCAAAGGUGGAACCACUGAUGUCCUACUCUACCGUUUAACUAUGACCAUCACUAUUGUUGGUACUGGAAUUUCGUGUUACUGCCUCCUGGUGGCCUCUAUGCCCAGGGGCAAAGCCGAAUAAGGAGAUAACUGGUACAAAUUCAGUUGAAUUCAUUUUCAUGUUGUAUGAAUACAAUUCUGCUUAAAAGAAAAAUGUAUAGGUUGUAUAAAAUAAACAUUGUUACUGUGACUCUUUCUUAAA